Messenger RNA from Cotesia congregata, 1404 nucleotides. NCBI's taxonomy places the organism in Eukaryota, Metazoa, Arthropoda, Insecta, Hymenoptera, Braconidae. The record is from the annotation of a GenBank genome assembly.
AUGUUUGAUAAUUACAUUACAUUUCCGAAAGAAGUAUGGUGGUUAAUUUUUAGCCAAUCCAAGAACCCUCUACGACUCUUCUCCCGCUUUUAUAGAGCUUCUCGUGAAUUUAAACUCUUAAUAGAAGACUACUUUAAAGAAAAUGAGAUAUUUAAAAAACUAUGUGAGGGUAAUAUUGAAUUUUGGGCGAAUCAAAUUAUUUCAAAAGUACAUCCCAAUAAGUUGAUAGAUUUAAAACGACCUUUAUCACCUGAAGAUUAUAAGGAGGUUUUAAAGUACUAUUAUAAGUGGCGAUCGCCAAAAGCCUUCUCAACACUUGUAACAGAAUUUGGAUACGGGUUGAAAGAAGAAAUAACAUGCACCACUGUCUGGCGUGAUUUUUUAGUUGCCGGGUCAACUAGUGGCAAAGUAUUUUUGUCUGACAUCGAGAAAGAUCAUGACCAGAUCGCGAUUGGAUUUGAAAAUAAUCACGCUGUAAAGAACUUAAAAGUCUGGCUUGCUGAGAAAGAUCUAGAAGUAGUUGUAGUGCAGUUACAAAAUAAAUAUCUAAAAUUCUUCAACCUUACAACUCAGGAUGAAAAACCGCUUCCAUCCCUUCUGAUAUAUUACGCUAAUAAUAUUUGUGUAGGCGUCGAUAAUCGAUUCUUUGUUGAAUAUGGUUAUAAUAUCACAGAGUACAAAUUUAAUUAUGGAAAAAUAAUUUUUCGCAGAACAUGUGAUGUAUCAAUUCUUCUAAAAUCUAGCAUUAAAUUAUGUACUAAGUUUCUUACUAUGCACAGUGAAGGUGAUCUGUUGAUGGUGAUGAUACAAAUUGAUGAUGAAGUACAAAUUUUCGAACUAAACUUCUCCACAGACGUUUACAAAGAUCCCAAAAUGGUGAAUCGUAAAGUUAUUAGAAUCCUUAAUAUUUUCGAGUUAAAAAACACUAUGAUAUCUGUAAUACCUCAUAAAGAACUUGAGCUUAUAUUUUGUGAUUAUAGAUUAGCAGCGUGUAGCAGAAAAUUUUCAAAAAAUGAUCAAUGUUGCCUAGAAUAUGGAUUACUUGAAUUAGAAAAUGAUUUUAUUACUUGCGCGGCAAUGUACGCGAACAUUUUACUACUAGGCUGGAACUCAGGUUUAUUCAGCAGAAUUUAUUUGAAUAGUCUAGAAGAUUUUAAUCAUUUCAAUAAUCCACCACAUCCCCUGAGUAAUACAUUUCAACUAAGUCUUGAUCCUAUUAUCGCCAUAAAUCUCGGUGAAUUUGCCGGUAUUUCGUACAUUAUAGUAACCACAAAAAAUGGUCAAUAUUUAAUCACUAGUAAACAAUAUUCUGAUAAGAUUCACUUACUAAAAUCUAUUGAUAGUGAUGAUGAUGAUGAUGAUGAUGAUGAUCCUCAUUUAUCAAAAAGAAUGAGAUUAUCAUAA